AUGCGCUUUUAUCUAUCACUCGAGCGACCAGACGCAGACGCCUUGUCGGAAAAAAAUUUUUCUAAGCACUCGAAAAGCGACAAAUCGCAUGCGAAUUUGCUCUCUUUUUUCCCCAUUAUAUUUCCUUUCUCAACGCGCGCGUUAGUUUUAUGUAAGCGUAGAAUUAGGCGUGAAGAGCCCCUCAAAAUUACCCAAAAUUUGCCUUUUGCUUUUUUGUUUUCCCAUGGGGGCAAGGAGGAAAGGUUUUUUAAAAAUUUUUGUUUUAUAGAGGAAGGCCUAAAAGAUUGGCGCGAAAAGUCAUUAAUCAACAUCGCAAGGUCUGGAGGUAGCACCCAAUCUAAUGAUGUGAUUCAAUACGGCGAGUAUGAAUAUAUUUUGAAAAACAAGGAGAAUGUGUUAAACGACCAAAAAUUGACAAAAGAAAAUUUCAAAGUAUUCGAAAAGUCUGUUCAAACGCUUAAAGCUAAGGUUGAAGGUUUUAAGCAUAACUUUGAAGGUUACACAUGUGGAGACGACUUUGUGAAAAUUGUGGAAAGAGUUUUGAAAGAAUACGAUUCGAAAACUGCAGACGAUAUAUUUAAAACUAUAGGAAUCGACUGUUUCAAAUUUCCAUCAGAAGCGGACGUUCCAACUUCAACUACCAAAAUCAAUCAACUACUCAAGCUAGUGAUUGAUUCCAAAAAAUUUAUAAGAGAUUUAAAUUCUGAAGGGGCAGAAGGCUCCUUUGUUGAUAUAUUCUCUUUUAUGAAAAAGCCGGGAAUGGAAGAGUUGGAAAAAAUUUUUGAGCUGUCAAAAAUUCAAACGAGAAAAUUAGAUGAAGAAAUUAAUGAAGAGAUUUAUAGAGAACAUUUGAAAAAUAAAACUCAAAAAAAUAAAAUGAAAGAAUACAAAAAUGCGGUCGUAGAGGGUGCUGGUCCAAUUGGUUUAUAUUCUACCUACAAACUUUUUCUUGAAGGAAUGAAUGUAACAGUUAUCAAUGAUCGUUCCGAAAAUUAUAUCCGCAAUCAACUCGUCAUAUUUGAUCGAAAAUGGGUUUCACAGAUGCGUUUCUUUUUUGGUACUGAAUUCGAUAGUUUAUUUAUUCGUGAAAACUCAGUGGGGAAAAUGCUUGAUGAAGAGCUUGUUUUAAUUAGCAUUAAAGAUAUGGAACUUGCAUUAAUGGGGCGGUUAAAGAAAAUAUCAAAAUUUGUAGAAAAGAAGGAAGGUGAAAAAGGAAAAAAGAAAAAUGAGGAAGAAAAAUCAUUUUUGUAUUUAAUUUAUGAAAUUGCAGUUUUGGACAUUUUGUAUGAAAAUUAUGAUAAACCGAUAGUUGUUGUUGGUGUUCGAGAAAAAUUAAACAAUUCGAACGGGUUGUUAAUACCCGAUGAAAUUAUUUCAAAUUUUCAAGCAAGGGGGUUGAAUAAAAGUAAAAUUGGAAGUAAAAAAGUUGGGAUACCUUUUGAUCUUCUUUUUUGUGCUGGUGGUGCAAAUGAUAAAAUACGUGAUAAAAUUUUGGGUAGUUUUUGUUUAAUUUUGAUGAUUUUAAAAAUAAGAGGGCAUGGGACUCAAGGGGGAGCAGGCCAACCUACCGCAGCCCAACCUACCGCCGAGGCUAUAACUUCUUUCAAAAUUGUCGAAUCCGGGACGCCUUGGUAUGGUUCGAUACGCCUCGACGAGUUGAAUCCAAACAUACCAAGUUGUCUUAGAUUCGACAAUUUUGAACGAAGUUAUAGCUCGGCAGUAGGUUGGGCUCGCGGCAGGUUGGGGUGUACCCGACUCAAGGCUGCACGCAAUUAA
Messenger RNA from Meloidogyne enterolobii, 1776 nucleotides. NCBI's taxonomy places the organism in Eukaryota, Metazoa, Nematoda, Chromadorea, Rhabditida, Meloidogynidae. The record is from the annotation of a GenBank genome assembly.